This is a messenger RNA of Cimex lectularius (bed bug), 1148 nucleotides long. RefSeq names its product submandibular glandular kallikrein-9-like. The record is from RefSeq and is a predicted model, not a curated record. The transcript has a single exon. Lineage: Eukaryota; Metazoa; Arthropoda; Insecta; Hemiptera; Cimicidae. Gene Ontology annotation, biological process: proteolysis. Gene Ontology annotation, molecular function: serine-type endopeptidase activity. Bases 73 to 984 code for a protein of 303 amino acids.
AAAACAUGUGAGAUCUCUUUAUUUCACAGUAACGCAAUAGUUCUUUUUUUUUUCAAAAAUUCCAAAUUCUAAAUGGUCCAAUACUUUCAGUUAAUGUUACGUUCUCUAAUCUGGUUACUUUUGACGAGAAAAAUAAUUGAGGCGAAUGAAGGGAAAAUAAUAGGAGGCCGAUUGGCCCAGCCGGGAGAAUUUCCUUAUCAGCUUUGCAUGUACGGCAAGUACAGAUGCGGAGGCGCACUGAUAACAUUGAACAGAUUUAUCACCGCCGCGCAUUGUUUUAUUUAUAAAGGGACGAAACUUGACAUAUCCAAGCAAUACAUGGUAGCCGGGGUGGUGGACUGUAACAAAGCAGACGAUCCGUAUUUUCAACAGAGAGGUAUAGUAAAUUACGUGGUGCACCCGGAGUACAGGAACAAGAUGGACAAGACUUCCUAUCACGAUUUUGCCGUUGGGAUUUUGGACAAACCGUUUAUCGAGAACGAUAGGGUCAAGCCGGGUAAAAUUCCGACCUCCGACCCGGACGCUUUCCGUCAAAUAUGGAUAGAGAUUGUCAACAGUGGUAAAAAAUGUCUCGCCAUGGGGUACGGAGCACAGCAAGGUGAAAAAGGUAUCUAUUCAAUGCAAUGGGGUUACGACAUCAGAGUGAUAGAGGUACAACCGAAAGACGACAAAUAUUGCAAAGGUACCCUCGUCUACGAAACGGACAAGAAGCUUGACGGCGAAGUUUGUGCAGUGGCGGUGGAUCUUGAAAAGGAGAGCAUGGCUCCUGGUGAUUCUGGCUCGGGUUUCGUCUGCGACGGCUACCUCUUGGGUGUGAACACGGGUGGAUUAUUCAUGGAAGGCCAAAAUCUCCAGCUCUUCACACUCGCUUAUCCGUACCUCAAGUUCUUUACAAUGGAUACGGCCGUCAGCCAAAGCGCAUGCACAGCCCUCGUCAUCUUCUGUGUUCUCACUGUCGCUUCAGUCAAUGCUGUACACCUUUGAACAAUAAACACGUCUACAAUUAAUAAACGGAAAAAUAACAAAGCACAUUUGCCUAGAAGAUGUGAAAAAGAACAGUUUCAAUUUUGUAGUAAUAUAUAUAAAACACUGAAAAACGUUGUUUGAUUUCGUCGUUAAUUUAUUUUUGGCAACAGCUUAGAAUACAA